Molecule: messenger RNA, 2580 nt
Organism: Alligator sinensis (Chinese alligator)
Lineage: Eukaryota; Metazoa; Chordata; Crocodylia; Alligatoridae
Gene: CD22
Product: CD22 molecule
Exons: 13
Coding region: 40-2556 (838 amino acids)
Source: RefSeq, a predicted model, not a curated record
UCACUGCAGGUUCUCACCCUUUGCCGCGCGGCCAGCACCAUGUGGCGUCUGGCCUGGGCCCUGUUCCUCCCAGGUGCCCUGGGCAGCUGCCAGCGCCCCGUGGAGAUGCCUGCAACGCUGCUGGCCUGGCCAGGCUCCUGCCUGCAGAUCCCAUGCCGCUACCAGGCCUGCUUCACCCCCUUCAGCAAUAGCAACCCAGGGCUUGUGCAGACCCUCGUCUGGUACCACAACCCCCGCUGGGACCCCCAGACCCGCGGCUACAACGGCAUGGAGCUGGCCCGGAUCAAGGCUGCUGCGCAGCCGGUCUUAGCCUCCAACGUCUCCUUCCUGGGCGACCUCAAGGGUAACUGCAGCCUCCUCAUCUGGGAUGUGGGGGUUGGAGACAAUGGCACCUAUGGGGUCUGGGUCAAUGCCUCCCACCCCCAAAUGAAGACAGUGAAGCCAAAAGAGGAGCGGCACCAGCGGUGGAUGGAGAAGAUUGAGGUGGAGGUGGCAGCGGGCCGCCCCACGCUCCGCCUUGAGGGUUCGGGGCAGCUGCGGGAGGGGGCUCUGGCCCAGCUGCACUGCUCCCUGCCCCACCACUGCCCCCCGCGGCCCCUGAGCCUGGCCUGGGGGGGCCUGGAGGGCCUGCGGGGGACACGGUCCCAAUCCUGGGCCCAGCUGGACAUAGGCGGCGCUGAGACUGUGGCCCGGCUGGACCUCACCCCCCAGCGUGGGGACCACGGCCAUGUCCUCACCUGCGCCCUGGAUGCCCCCGGUGCCCCCGUUGCAAGCCUGAAGCUGCACGUGCUCUACCCGCCAAGCAACGUGACGCUGACGGCGAUGCCAGGGCCAGUGGUGACCGAAGGGCAGUCUGUGCGGCUGCGCUGCGACGUGCUCGGGGGCGCCAACCCCGCCAUCUCCCAGUACCGCUGGACCCGGAACUGGGAAGUCCUGGAAGAGAAGAGCCCUCAGCUGGAAUUCACAGCCCAGGUGCCUGGUUCCACUGGCACCUACUGCUGCACAGCCCAGAACGAUGAAGGCAGGGACUCGUCCCCCGGCCUCAACCUCCGAGUACAGUAUGCCCCGCGGGCCGUGGUGGUGAUGCUGGAGACGGUGUUGCCUGCGCACGCGGGGGCGCCCGCAGCGCUGCUCUGCUCCUGCCAGGCUGAGCCACCGGCCGCCAAUUUCCACUGGUUCCGGGAAGGGCAGGAGCUGCCGGGGCAGGAUCAGGCCCAGCUGCAGCUGAGCCCGGCCCAGCCCAAGGAUGCCGGCGCCUAUGUGUGCCAGGCCCAUAACAGCCUUGGCACCGCCCGUUCUGCACCCUUUGACCUCGUUGUGCUGUACCCUCCGGAGGCCGUGUGGCUGGCGCUGGAGCCCGAGGGGCAGGUGCUGGAGGGCACGGGUGUGCGGCUGAGCUGUGCCGGGGGGGAUGCCCGCCCUGCACCCACCUGGGCCUGGUACCGCGACGGGCGCCCCCUGCCACUCCACCUGCCUGGGCCCAUGCUGGAGCUGAGUGUUGGCCCCCAGCACCGUGGUGCCUACUUCUGUGAGGCCCAAAACAAGCUGGGCACCACCCGAUCCCUCCCUGCCAUCCUCGAUGUGCUCUUCCGGCCAAGGGAGGUGCAGGUGGAGCUGCAGGCAGGGAGGAGGGUGCUGGCCGGGACCCCUGUGGAGAUGCGCUGUGCCGUGGGCAGUGCCCAGCCCCCACCCACCACCUUCACCUGGUUCCUUGACAAUGCCACACUGGGCCCCCCUGGCCCCGAUUCGGCUCUGCACCUGCCCCAUGCCCACCCCCACCAUGCUGGGCACUAUCACUGUCGUGCCGAGAACAUCGCUGGCGCCACCAACAGCUCCCCCUGCUUCCUCAGCGUCUGGUACCCUCCACAAGCAGUGCGGUUGUUGGCGGAGCCGGGCGGGCGCCUGGUGGAGGGGGGCGCUGCGAUGCUGCACUGCGAGGCCAAGGCGUGGCCCCACCCCCACCGCUACGACUGGUACCGCGAUGGGGUGUGGCUGGGCUGGGGGGCCGACCCAGCCUGGCCUUUGCCCCGCCUCCAGCUUCAAGCCACUGGGACCUACCACUGCCGGGCCACCAACCAGGUGGGGGCCACCGACGGUCCCCACCUUGUCCUCACCGUGAGGAAGCGGCAGCAGGUGCCCAACGACAUUGUCCCGGUGGUCGGGGGUCAAAGGUCAUUCCGGGUCAAGCGCAAGAAGAUGCGGGACCAAGAGGGCGGAGCCAGGCUGGGGUUCCGCCCCUCGGGUCCCCCAGGGACCCCUGACGAUGCCCUCAACUACUCAGAGAUCCGGUUCCCCCCUGGCUCCCAUGACGGGCCGGCCGCCUCCCCCAGAAUGCUGCGGGGCGACACUGUGGUCUACAGUGUCCUAAAAAAGCCGGACGGGCCCCAGAAGGCCGAGGCACGGGGCGACUACGAGAAUGUGGGGCCAGCCGAGGAGCCCGAGCUCCAUUAUUGCUCCCUGGUGCUGCCUGUACGCCCUGUGCGCCGCCCUGACCCCGCCUGGGACUCGGACUCGGACUCGGGGGGCAGCGUGCAGUACGCUGCCCUACGGCACUGAGCACCCUGCACCCAUCUCUGGGGG